GAUCGCCAUGUCUUGCCAGUCUGCGCGGACCUCAAGUUUCGGCUUCAGCACAAUGCUCUUGGCUUUCGCUACAAGUUCGCAUGGCGCACGCAAGUUACUACGUCUACGACUUGCGUCCACGACUGCCCUACCACAGAGAAUGCUUUGCAUCUCUUUUGGGACUGUGUCGUGGCCCGCUAUCAAUGGGACUUUUACCUGCGGCCGUUUCGAGAACUCAUUGACGGAGCAAUCGAUUGGCGUCUGGUUCUCUUCCCGAGUUCUAUUCGACUUCAACUCUCUACGGUUCGAGUUUAUGGAGACUAUGCACUUCAGGCUAUCUUCAAUUUUGUUCGAUGCUGUGUUCUACGGGCACUUUGGCUUCAUCGCAACAAGCGGCUGUACAACCCGUCUGUCACGACUUCGGCACCCUUUGUCAAGCAUCACGCGCUGGCCUACAUCCGCCUACAUCUACACAAG
Phytophthora sojae is the source of this 456-nucleotide messenger RNA. RefSeq lists its product as hypothetical. The transcript has a single exon. Lineage: Eukaryota; Oomycota; Peronosporomycetes; Peronosporales; Peronosporaceae. The record is from RefSeq and is a predicted model, not a curated record. The annotation marks the transcript as partial.